AUGCGCCUACUCUACCUAUACACAAUUACUACGCGGCGCUCAUCCUCCCUCUUCAAGCACUCUCUUGGUAGCGCCGCCGUCGAGCUUAAACACCACUUUAAGAGCUGUCUUGCUUUCUUUUCCGCAGGAGUGAACUACAAUCUUUUCAUUGCCGGUAGCUGCAUGCAUGCAGUACAUCUCACUUUCACCAAACGCAGCCAGAUCGACGCACCCAAAGGAAAAUCUUCUUCCAAACACUCCUACGGUGAUUUGGGAUGGAGUGGCGCGUUCGAGAUGCUCAUCAACUUACGUGGAAUGGGGAUGAAGUGGGGAAUGCCAUCUUCGAAAUUGCCCGCAGUAUAUAAACACUUCAUUUCGGAAACGCUGCUUGAAAUGCUCAAACAUCACGUCAUAUAUCUCACUGCAAUGGCCGCUCUGACUCGCUUGAGUCAAUACAAUGCCAGUGAUGUGAUUGGGCGCGAUGUUGCGAUGACUUUCUCUUUGUGGUGCAUUGCAUGGUCUAGUCUCACUUUGAUGUAUAGCAUGAUCACCCUAUGCGUCUACAUCACCACUAAGCUUUGCGGAAAGCCCUUCGACAAAAACAGGUGGCCGCCCAUGUUUGGAAAUCCUAUCGCCGCUGACAGUGUACGUACGUUCUGGAACAAUAAGUGGCAGUGCAUGUAUAGGCGUCACUUCAUGAUUUGUGGAUACGAACCAGUUUUCAAUUUGAUUAAGGCUUUGCGCAUACCUGGAGACAUACCACACUAUUGCGGCCUCAUAGGGGCCUUCACCGUUAGCGGUAUCCUUCAUGAGUACUGUGCAAGAUCAACUUCGCGUACAUUAUUCAUAGAAGAAUUCCCUGCUUUCAAAGUAUUUAUAAUCCACGCGUUGGUCAUCAUUCUCGAAAACGAGUUAUACAAAUUCACUGGUCGCAAAGUCAGCGGCAUCUUUGGCAGCUUAUGGACCUUUGCGAUAGUUAUAUUCAUCUCAAACCCUAUGUGCAGAUUUAAUCUCCAGGGACUUGGCCCAAUGCCGGACUUUGCGGAGUGGGACACAUGGAGGUGGUUUGUACCUCUAUCAGUAUAA
This is a messenger RNA of Wallemia ichthyophaga EXF-994, 1065 nucleotides long. RefSeq lists its product as uncharacterized. Lineage: Eukaryota; Fungi; Basidiomycota; Wallemiomycetes; Wallemiales; Wallemiaceae. The coding region runs from base 1 to 1065 and encodes 354 amino acids. Gene Ontology annotation, biological process: lipid metabolic process. The transcript is spliced from 4 exons. The record is from RefSeq and is a predicted model, not a curated record.